GACCCCGCGCUGCCUGCACCUCUAUCGUCUCGGUUGACAUGGAUGAUGAAGACGGCAGGUGCUUGCUAGAUGUAAUUUGUGACCCACAAGCACUCAACGACUUUCUUCAUGGAUCUGAAACACAUCUGGACACCGAUGAUCUUUUGGAUGGCUCGGCUGACCCCGCCAGCUCCUUCUUCUCCAGUGCUGGGGUUCAUGUGCCUGAGGUCCAGUCAUCCAAUCAGCUGUCAGCCAGUGAGCCACCAGGCCUGCCCAGUGGCAGCGUGGACUUGGAUUUCCUGGAGGAUGAUGACAUCCUUGGUGGCUCUCCAGGAGGGGGCAGAGAUGGUGGGAGCAAUGGUAUUGGGGCAAACCAUGAACCUUGUGACAUCCUGCAGCAGAGCCUGGCUGAGGCCAACAUUACAGAGCAGAGUCUGCAGGAGGCUGAGGCCGAACUUGAUCUUGGCUCCUUCGAGCUACCCGGCCUGGCGCAGGUUGUCCAAACUCUGCCCGACCCCAGCUUGUCUGGAGCUGGGGGGGCUGCGGUGGGGGUUGAUAUAGGAGUUGGUGUCGGGGUUGGAGGUUCGGCUCAGAUCUUCUCUGCCCCAGCCCCCAGCUCCACUGCCACUCCCCCCAAUGCAACUCCAGACAUGAUUGGGUCAGUUCUAGCUCACCCAGGCCUACAGCUUCAGCCCCAGGUGAUGAGCAAGGCUGUCAGUGUCCAGCCCUUUAUGCAGCAAGUCGGCCUGGGAAAUGUGACCCUUCAGCCCAUUUCGAGUCUUCAGGCUCUGCCCAACGGGGGUCAGUCUGGACAUUUGGGCAUUGGACAGAUUCAAGUUGUUGGACAGCCCACAGUAAUGACUAUUAACCAGUCUGGGCAGCCAAUCCUGGCCAAAACCAUGAGUGGCUACCAGUUGCACCAGCCUGGACCAGAUGCAGGGAGUGCUGGUACGCAGGCUGGACUUAGUGGGUCUGUACUUAGCUCAAGUGGGGGCCUUUUGAUUCAGGGUGGCAAGGCUACUUUGGGGUCCCCAGCUUUGAAUGGGGCUGGUAUUGGAGUUAGUAGUACUGGCACUAGCGUUGGGAGUACUGUUACUAGCUCUGGCGGGCUACUGGGCUUUGGCAGUGCUUCCCUUGGCACAGGAGUUGGAGCCCAGCAGCAAGCCCAGACUCAAGGCCAAAUCAUGCAGAAUGUGAUCAUCCAGCGGACGCCAACACCUAUUCAACCUAAACCUCUGCAAGGGGGAGUUAAUCAGCCCAAACUCUACAAACAGCACAUACAGCAACAGCAGCAGCAGCAGCAGCAGCAACAACAACAACAACAACAACAACAGCAGCAACAACUCCCUGCCCCAAAUUCUUUGCAGAAUGAUGCAAGCAAGGGUGUAGGGGUGCAACAGGGGCAAGUCCCAGUUUCCACUGCUCAAAGUGUGGCUUUCCUAACAGGCAAGCAUGGCACUAAUGUCGUCCUGAGUGCACAGACUGCCCCUCAAGGGGCAGCAUUCUCCCAGACUCUGUUCAAGCAACAGGCACCCCACACAGCAGGAAAACCACUCAGCGUCCACUUGCUGAACCAGUCGGGCAGCAUCGUCAUUCCCUCACAGACUGUCCUGCAGGGACAGAACCAUCAGUUCCUCCUGCCCCAGUUGCAAGCGGGAGGGCAAAUCCUGACCCAGCACCCAGGGGGCCACAUCAUUACAAGCCAGGGCCCGGGAGGGCAGCUGAUUGCCAAUCAGAUCCUCACCACCAAUCAGAACCUCAACCUGGGCCAGGUCUUGACUUCACAGGGGCCUUCUGGUACCGCACACAUCCUUUCGGGUCACAUCCAGCUGCAGCCGGGUCAGAUGGGCCAACCCACACUUUUCCAGAUGCCUGUAUCUUUGGCCCAGACACAGACCCAGGCCCACCCCGUCACAGGGCACGCCCAAGCCGUCAUACAAGGAAUGCCGCUACAGAAUUCCCUGGCUAUGCUGAGUCAGGUGGAGGGUUUGGGCCCGGCUGUCAGCUUGCAGCCCACCCCACAACAGCAGGCUGGGGGUAUCCCAACCAACAGCAUCGGAGGAGCAGCGGCGAUGCCUCAGUGCCAGCCAGCGGAGAGCGUCACGGUGCUCGGCAGUGCCACGGACCAAGCUGCCCACCCUGUGCAAGCUCCACCGCCUCCUUCAAUACUGACUGUGCAGACCGCCCCGUCUGUGUCCGUGUCCGUCUCAGUGCCCGCCACCUCCUUGUCUCCAUCCCCUGCUUCCUCCGCGUCUUCCAUCCCCUCCACUGGCCUGGCACCACCCCUGGCGCAACAUAGUCCCGGGAAGCUGUUCCUCACGCCCCAGGGAUCUGGCAUGAUCCUGAGCCAGGAGCCUCUGCAGAUGUUCUUGCAACAGGAUCAGCAGCGCCAAACAGAGAGCGAUCCACGCCCUUCUGGGUGUGUACCUGCGUCUGUCAUCGUCAGCAGCAGCAGCAGCACUGGUCCAGCCCCCUCAGGUCGUGACAGCUUAUCAGCCGAGCCACAGCCAGCCCAGAGCCCCACCCACUCUCUUGGUCCCACCCACAAGGCAGCAGUGGUUCAUCAGAUCCCCUCUGCAGGACAGCAGCAGCAGCUGAAGCUACAGAGUGCACCCGGCUCACAGACCCUGGCAACACACCCAGCGUCCGACAGCCCCCAGCCCGCACAGCCUUCUCCGCUCAUUCUGGGCCAGCAGAUCCAGUCCCCCCACCCCACCGCUUCCCAGUCCCAGACCCCCUCCCGCUCCUGCACGCCCUCUUCCCUGCCUCCCCUCUUCAUUAUCCACAACCAAAUCGGGGGAUCUCCUCAGCAAGCUUCCCAAACACAGCAGCAACCACAGCAACCUCAAAUUCAGACCCAAAUCCAAGCUCAGAACCGCCCUCCCUCGCAGCCGGCCCCAUUCCAGCAAGACGUGGCAGCCCCCGCUUCCUCCUGUUCCCCCAAGCCCCUCCCAGCCCAGCCCGUGCAGUUCCAGUUCACGGCCCCUCCGGUCAGCGCCUCCCUCGGUGCAGGUGUGCAGCAGCAGCAGGCCCCGCUGCAGAGCCUGACAGCGGAGCAGCAGCAGACCCUGCACUUAGUUGGCGCUCAGCUGCAGACCCUGUCGGCCAUCGCCCAGCCCUCGCCUCAGCAGAAGCAGCUGCUGGACAAGCUGCAUCAGGUCCAGCAAAGUAUCAUCCUCCAGGCGAAGCAGCAGACCCAGCCCCAGUCCUCCGUCUCCAGUCAGUUCAGCUCUCAGCAGGAGCCGCCCGCUGCUCAGGUUGUGACAUCAUCCGCUGGCACCGGCACUCCUGCUCAGCUCGCCUCUCUGCUGCAGCAGACCUCCGUGCUGGUGAAGACUCCGCCCACGGUGUCCAGCGAAGUCAAGGUGUUCUCAGGAGCCCAAGGAACAGCUGGAGCCACGGUCAAACAGGGGGUCACUCCCGCCAGCCUUGCACAGUCUGUACAGUCAAAGCCAGCAGUGAUCAGCUCAGUUGGAGGACUGGCUGUGGGAAAAGGGGGCCUGCAGAUCCAGGUGCUGGGCACUGGGAUCUCUCAGCUGGCCACAUCCCAGCCUACAGCUGCACUGCAGACACAGACUGCAACUUUGAAAAAGCCUUUCUCCAUGGAGCCCAGCAAGGAGGCUAGGAUGUUGGAGCAGCUGAGGAAGCAGCAGGGCUCGGUGCUACGCCCAGACUACAGCUCUCCUUUCCACUCCUUUGAGGAUAGCUUGCACAGGCUUCUGCCCUACCAUCUAUACCAGGGAACCGCGUCUUCCCCCCAAGACUUCUGUAGAGUGGACGAAGAGUUUCAGACUGUCUCAAGCCAGCUGCUGAAGCGAACCCAGGCCAUGCUUGAUAAAUAUCGCCUGCUGCUGUUUGAGGAGUCCAAGAGGCUGGGUCCCUCAGCAGAGAUGGUGAUGAUUGACAGGAUGUUCAUUCAGGAGGAGAAGAUUGCUCUGAAUCAGGACAGGUUACUGGCCAAGGAGAGACCAGAGGAGUAUGUAGCCCAUUCCCAUCCAUUGGAAAGUGCAGCUGCCAGUGCACAGCGCCCCCUACCUGCUGAACCCGGUUCCACAAGGGCUGUCAGCUCAGCAGCGAGUGGGGUGACUGCAGCCCCUGCCCCGGCUUCAGCGACAGCCCAUUUCCCAUCCACAAAGCUGGUGAUCAAGCAGGGUGGCGGGGGCGCAUCUGUGUCCUGGUCCACGAGCACUGCACCGUCGUCAGCGGGGACGGCCAGGCUGGCUGUAGAAUCUGCGGGUCAGAGUUCAUCCGCCAGCUCGGCUCCCCCCGCCUCCCGUGGUGAUGACGACGACGCUCUCCCGCAGCGCAGCAACAAGCCGCCCAUCAAGACCUACGAGGCUCGCCGGCGGAUCGGCCUGAAGCUGAAGAUCAAGCAGGAGGCAGGCCUCACCAAGGUCGUCCAUAACACGGCGCUGGACCCGGUCCACACGCAGACGCAGCCGCGGCACAGCACCCAGCAGUUGCCCACACCCGCGCAGCAACAGUCCCGGCUAACGGUUUCCUCCACCACGACUGUCAUCAGGACUCCGCCCCCUAACUGCAGCGCCGCCUCCACAUCGACCGUCACCACGGCAGCCAAGCUGGCGGGCCCCGCCCAGCAGGGCAAGGCUGCCUCCACAACGGCAGCGUCGUCUUAUUCAUCCUCUCACUCGUCUUCAUCCUCAUCUUCCUCUUCCUCGGUGCAGAUGAACGGGACCCUGGAGCACGAUGAGGGUAGGGGGGUUAAACCGAAUCUCGCCGCCGCGUCCACGCCGUCCCUGACCACCUGCCGCCUGCCGUUACGGAAAACCUACCGAGAGAACGUGAGCCCCACUGUGAGGCCUGGCGUGCCUGGUGGUGAGGGAGGAAAUUCGGCCAAGCCUCCGCAGUGCGCCCCUGCCCCCCUCCCCCCCUCACCCCAGUCCCCAGGUCCCUCCCCGCCUCUUGAACGGACGGUGAUAGCCAGCGUUAAACUGGAGAAGCGGGGCGGCAGGGGGCACGCUCAGUCGCACGCAGCCCUGGGGGCGGAGCACGGGCCAGGGCCUGGGCCGGGAGGGGGAGGUGGGAUCGGUAACGCCCAAGAGCAGGGUUCCCCUCCAGGGCUAAUGAAGGAGCUGGCGGAGGUCGAGGAGGUGUUCUAUCGCGGGAUGAUCAAAAACGCCCGCCACCGCCACCGCCGGCAUCACUCUGAGGCGGAGGAUGAUGAAGAGGAGGAGGAGGAGGAGGAGAGAAACAAGGUGGGCGGCGCAGGGAGGGGCAGCAGCAAGAGCAGGGACAGAGGGGAUGGGUCUUCCAGGAGGGAGCGGCAAGCUGCUGGCCCUCCCUCUCCUGCCGAGUCAUCUUACCCCUGGGACCCUUCGCUUCCUGCCAAACGGCGCAAAUCAGACUCUCCAGACAUGGACAAUGCCAGCUUCUCCAGUGGCAGCCCCCCGCCCGACGACUCCCUCAACGAGCACCUGCAGAGCGCCAUAGACAGCAUACUGAACCUGCAGCAGGGUGCUCCCCCUGGUGGUGGGGGCAGUAGCGGUGGUGUCAGAGCUGGCGCCAGCCGGGGUCAGGGGGCGCACCCAUCCCACCAACCCCCGACCCAGCGCUCUGUUGCACCUUCGACCUCGUCCCACAGACCACCAAUGUCCUCCUCCUCCUCCUCCUCCUCCUCCUCUCCCUCACUGUCCCAGCGCUCACAGCUCGGGGGACCAAGCGGCCGGGGGCACAACGGUAACCUGAUGUCACGGACUUACAGCAGAUAACAGCCCCUUAACCAGCUGGGGGACUGAGACAGAGGGCCUGGGGGGGGAGGAGCAGGAAUCUCAGAUCUCUGCUCUGUCCACUUGUGUUUGGUGUGUUUGUCCAUUUGAAUUGUUCUGAACAAAAGAAGACACUUUAUUUUUGGUUUACAGAAUUACCCUCUUAGUGUACUUUGGAAGGGGUGCGAAGGGGGUGGGUAGUUAUUAAAUUUGCCCCCAUUCUUGACUGUGAGAGAGCAUGGUUGCUGGGUAACAAAAUAUCCUAACAAAACAUUAAUCAGGCCAGUAGAGGAAUUUAUUUUGCACCUUGACCAAAUAUCAGUAUUUCCCUCAGUUUUU
Messenger RNA from Megalops cyprinoides (Indo-Pacific tarpon), 6044 nucleotides. It is a transcript of the gene bicra, whose product is annotated as BRD4 interacting chromatin remodeling complex associated protein. The transcript has 15 exons. Gene Ontology annotation, biological process: positive regulation of DNA-templated transcription. Bases 39 to 5708 code for a protein of 1889 amino acids. The record is from RefSeq and is a predicted model, not a curated record. Lineage: Eukaryota; Metazoa; Chordata; Actinopteri; Elopiformes; Megalopidae. Gene Ontology annotation, cellular component: SWI/SNF complex.